Molecule: messenger RNA, 9158 nt
Organism: Anolis carolinensis (green anole)
Lineage: Eukaryota; Metazoa; Chordata; Lepidosauria; Squamata; Anolidae
Gene: lmx1b
Product: LIM homeobox transcription factor 1 beta
Exons: 10
Coding region: 921-1919 (332 amino acids)
Biological process (GO): regulation of transcription by RNA polymerase II; neuron differentiation
Cellular component (GO): nucleus
Molecular function (GO): DNA-binding transcription factor activity, RNA polymerase II-specific; RNA polymerase II transcription regulatory region sequence-specific DNA binding
Source: RefSeq, a predicted model, not a curated record
UCAAGAACCUAACAUACUAAUGUAACCCAUGCAUUGCUUACAUUAACCCACAUAGGCUCAUACAACCUAAUGUACUCAGUCCUGUACCUCAGAAUAUCAAUGUGAAAAAUCCCACAAUAUCUGCUUUGAACUGGAUUAUCUGAGUCCACACUGCCAUAUAAUCCAGUUCAGAUAUUGUGGGGUUUUCUGCCUUGAUAUUCUGGGUUAUAUGGUUGUGUGGAAGGGCCUUGAGUGAAGGUUUGGGGCAAUGCCAUGAUUUGGAAGCACAGCCUUAGUUGUGUAAAUUUGAUUCAGGUGUGCAACUCAGCCCAGCUGGCCUCAUUAUCCCUCCAUUUUUUGUUGCUGUUGCUCUCACGUCAACAUGGAGUAUGGGUUUGUGAGGCCGAAUGGGUCGGACUGGUUGGCCCUUGGGGUCUCCAACUUUGCACUGGUUGAGUUCUCCUCCAACUUUAUGGUUCUGAAACAGAUUCCGGCCGAGAGAGUCAGAAACUCUUAACUUUUGGAGACCUACCAACCAUUCUUCAACCAAGUUCUGGAGAACUGGAGAACUGCUCAAUCCAAGCAAGAAUCUUAUGAAGGCUUUGACGUCGUCCAUCCAUGACUAUCCAUGCCACCUUUAAGAGCCCAACCAAGCUUGAAGCAUCCGCCUCAAGACGUCUCCAGAGUUUCUUCACUUCCUCGGGACAGCGUCUUCUCAAACCCAGACUUCACAACCUCUGAGGAUGCCUGCCAUAGACGUGGACAAAACGUCAGGAGAGAAUGCUUCUGGAACAUGGCCAUAAAGCCCGAAAAACUCACGGCAAUCCAGUGAUUCCGGCCAUGAAAGCCUUCGACAAUAUCUUGGCUCGGACUGCCAGCACCCGGCCUCGUCCUCGUCGGUGUGCGAGGGCUGCCAGCGGCCCAUCUCGGACCGGUUCCUGAUGCGCGUCAACGACUCCUCCUGGCACGAGGAGUGUCUACACUGCGCCGUCUGCCAGCAGGCGCUCACCACCAGCUGCUACUUCCGGGACAGGAAGCUCUACUGCAAGCAAGACUACCAACAACUCUUUGCUGCCAAGUGCAGCGGCUGCAUGGAGAAGAUUGCCCCCACCGAGUUUGUGAUGCGGGCCCUGGAGUGCGUCUACCACCUGGGCUGCUUCUGUUGCUGUGUCUGCGAGCGGCAACUGCGGAAAGGGGAUGAAUUUGUGCUGAAGGAAGGCCAGUUGCUCUGCAAGAGCGACUACGAGAAGGAGAAGGAUUUGCUCAGCUCCGUCAGUCCCGACGACUCCGAUUCGGUGAAAAGUGAUGACGAAGAUGGGGAUGUCAAACCAACCAAAGGCCAAACAAACCCAGGGAAGGGCGGUGACGAUGGGAAGGAUCCAAGGAGGCCCAAGCGGCCACGGACGAUACUCACAACGCAGCAGAGGAGAGCUUUCAAAGCGUCGUUUGAAGUGUCUUCCAAACCUUGUCGGAAGGUCAGAGAGACGCUCGCCGCUGAAACUGGGCUCAGCGUUCGUGUUGUCCAAGUGUGGUUUCAGAAUCAGAGAGCAAAGAUGAAGAAAUUGGCCCGGCGGCAUCAGCAGCAGCAGGAGCAGCAGAACUCACAGCGGCUGGGUCAAGAAGUCAUGUCCAACCGGAUGGAAGGCAUGAUGACGUCGUACACGCCGCUUGCGCCGCCGCAGCAGCAGAUCGUGGCCAUGGACCAGAGCACCUACGCCACGGACCCCUUCCAGCAAGGUCUCACCCCACCACAAAUGCCAGGUGACCACAUGAAUCCCUAUGGGAACGACUCCAUUUUCCAUGACAUCGACAGUGAUACCUCUUUAACCAGCUUGAGCGAUUGCUUCCUGGCCUCCUCGGAAGUAAACUCCAUGCAGGCCCGGGUAGGCAACCCUAUUGACAGGCUGUACUCUAUGCAGAGUUCGUACUUUGCUUCAUGAGAGUCAAGGCGAGACGACGGAAGCAAGGAAAGCGAAGCAAAAGACCCCCCAAGAGAACACUGACCGUCACGAGACACUCUCCCCACAACCUUUGUCCCUCAAGCGAGACUCUUACAGCCAUAUUUCCUUCUGCUCUUCCUUCGCACUGACUUUGGGCACCAAAAUAAGGGAGACUCUAGUAAAGACGAAAUAAUGGAAGGUACAGACCUGGCACCCCGAAACAACACCAAGACCAUCUUAACCUCUUCCAGAAAUCCUCUCUUCGGUGUCUUCUUGCCUGCAGUUGCAAAAGAAAUGGGAGUUUUCUUGAGAGAUUUGCCCUUGUGGGCACGGACAUCCAACAGCCACCAAUGUGUUGUUAGAUAAUGUUAGGAAAGGACUUUGGAGAAACUAGAGAACACCUUCUUUGCUCUUUCUCACCUCCAUUUGGGACCCCAGAACUGCAAAAUGUGGAAACAUAGCUGCGGUUUCCGAGCGAGUAUCCCCAUUUGGUACGGUUUGCAUAAUGGACCUGCUCCGCCCAAUCUGAUAGUUGGACCCCGUUGUACUGUAUGAGGGAGAGGGGAGGGGAGACCGCUUGGGAAGCAAGAAGACUUUGUUUUUCCUCUCUCUAUCCUCCCCAGUCAUGUUAUAAUUAUUACCGUAUUUAAUUAAAGGAAGAACCAGAAAGACGCAUGAGAAGGGAGGGUGGCCCAAAUGAUUCCGAGACACACAACUUUUCCUUCAUUUGCCGUCAAAUCGUAACUUUGCCCAAAAACUCACUGAUCCGUUGCCAAGUUUCAUAUCUCCCCCUCUCCUCCCCCUUUGAUUGGCAGUCAUCUGUUGGCCAUUCCAUUCUGUUUAUACCCGUCAGUGAGAAAUACACUACACACGGUUGCCCUGGUAUGAAUGAAUCAUUCCUAGCCCUUUCCCUCGCUCAGGAAAAAAUUCCUCGUGCCCCUCGAGGGUCUCCUGAAAUGUCAAUCAAGCAGCUACAAAUCAAACAAGAGCUCAUAGGAUACCUUGGCUCCCCACCACCUACAGCCCUAUGUCCUGAUGGAAUCCCAUCAUAAACUGGUUCAGCUAUGAUUUGCAGUUGAAAUGAGGGAUAUAGUGUUUACUUCACAAAUCUAUGCAGAUUUACUGGGAAACCAGUCCCAUUGAGUCCAGUAGGCCUUCCUUUCAAGAAGGGAAAUGUGUUUUAUAUGAUGGAUGGGUUACACCACCCAUUCCCACCAUGGGUUCCAUGAGAUGUUUUGGUCCUACCAGCCCUGAGAUGACCAAUGAUGGAGAAUGAGCUUUCAUUGGAUGUAGGGAUGUCCCAUUGAGUUCAGUAGGGCUUUCAAGAAGGGACAUGUGUUUGGAUGAUGGAUGGGUUACAUCACCCAUCUCCACUAGAUGUUUAGGUCUACAACUCCUACCAGCUCUGAGAUGACCGAUGGUGGAGAAUGAUUUGAAUUGUAGUCCCAAACUUCCAUUGGAUGUAUGGAUGUCCCAUUGAGUUCAAUAGGGCUUCCUUUCCAGGAGGGACAUGUGUUUUGUAUGAUGGAUGGGUUCCAUGAGUUCCAUGAGAUCUACAACUCUUACCAGCCCUGAGAUGACCGAUGGUGGAGAAUGAUUUGAAUUGUAGUCCCAAACUUCCAUUGAAUGUAGGGAUGUCCCAUUGAGUUCAAUAGGGCUUCCUUUCAAGGAGGGGCAUGUGUUUUGUAUGAUGGAUGGGUUACACCACCCAUCCUCACCACAAGUUCCAUGAGAUCUACAACUCCUACCAGCCCUGAGAUGACCAAUGGUGGAGAAUGAGCUUUCAUUGGAUGUAGGGAUGUCCCAUCGAGUUCAGUAGGGCUUCCUUUCAAGAAGGGACAUGUGUUUGUAUGAUGGAUGGGUUACAUCACCCAUCCCCACUAGAUGUUUAUGUCUACAACUCCUACCAGCCCUGAGAUGACCGAUGGUGGAGAAUGAUUUGAAUUGUAGUCCCAAACUUCCAUUGGAUGUAGGGAUGUCCCAUUGAGUUCAGUAGGGCUUCCUUUCAAGGAGGGGCAUAUGUUUUGUAUGAUGGAUGGGUUACACCACCCAUCCUCACCACAAGUUCCAUGAAAUCUACAACUUCUACCAGUCCUGAGAUGACUGAUGGUGGAGAAUGAUUUGAAUUGUAGUCCCAAAUUUCCAUUGGAUGUAGGGAUGUCCCAUUGAGUUCAGUAUGGCUUCCUUUCAAGGAGGGACAUGUGUUUUGUAUGAUGGAUGGGUUCCAUGAGUUCCAUGAGAUCUACAACUCCUACCAGCCCUGAGAUGAAGAUUUGAAUUGUGGUCCCAAGCUUCCAUUGGAUGUAGGGAUGCCCUCCAUCUUGGGUGAGUUUACCAAGGGAUUGGACAAAUCUAAUAAAAAUAAUGGGUACUUGGGUGCUUGAUAGCAAUGAUGGCUGAACAUUGCUCAAGUCCUGGAAGUAAUAUAUCUCUCGGUAUCAGUUGCGGGAGUACAUAAGUGAAAAGUUACUACUGCACUGGGCCAUCUCAGCUCUGUGAUAUCUCCAUAUGAUAGGAACCAUUCUUUCUUCUCAGUGGUUUCCAUAAAUACCUUGAGGGACAUAUAUACAGGUUUGGCUAAGCAACCCUCCCUUUGCUCUCCUUGCCAUGGAUUUAAUAAAGUAUGGAGCAUUAAUAAAUGAAGGAGAAAAAGUAAAGGAAAUAGUAUUGGGGAAAUGACCACAACCCACCAUUCAUACCAUGGUUCCAACCUGAUGGUCUUAGAAGAACUUCCACACUGUAAUCAGUUGAAGGCGACCAUCUACUCAUACUUUCAAACCCAGAUGUAAGGAACAUUCUAGUUCAGAAACUCAUGGAUACUAUAAGUUGCACAUUCAUACCAUGGUUCCAACCUGGCGGUCUUAGAAGAACGUCCACACUGUAAUCAGUUGAAGGCGACCAUCUACUCAUACUUUCAAACCCAGAUGUAAGGAACACUCUAGUUCAGAAACUCAUGGAUACCAUAAGUUGCACAUUCAUACCAUGGUUCCAACCUGGUGGUCUUAGAAGAGCUUCCACACUGUAACUAGUUGAAGGCAACCAUCUACCCAUACUUUCAAACCUAGAUGUAAGGAACAUUCUAGUUCAGAAGCUCGUGGAGACUAUAAGAUGCACAUUCAUACCAUGGUUCCAACCUGGUGGUCUUAGAAGAACUUCCACACUGUAAUCAGUUGAAGGUGACCAUGUAAUCAGUUGAAGGCGACCAUCUACUCAUACUUUCAAACCUAGAUGUAAGGAACAUUCUGGUUCAGAAACUCAUGGAUACCAUAAGAGACACAUUCAUACCAUGGUUCCAACCUGGUGGUCUUAGAAGAACUUCCACACUGUAAUCAGUUGAAGGUGACCAUCUACUCAUACUUUCAAACCCUGAUGUAAGGAACAUUCUAGUUCAGAAGCUCGUGGAGACCAUAAAAUGCACAUUCAUACCAUGGUUCCAACUUGGUGGUCUUAGAAGACCUUCCACACUGUAAUCAGUUGAAGGCGACCAUCUACCCAUACUUUCAAACCCUGAUGUAGAGAACAUUCUAGUUCAGAAGCUCGUGGAGACUAUAAGAUGCACAUUCAUACCAUGGUUCCAACCUGGUGGUCUUAGAAGAGCUUCCACACUGUAAUCAGUUGAAGGCAACCAUCUACUCAUACUUUCAAACUCAGAUGUAAGGAACAUUUUGUUUCAGAAACUCAUGGAUAUCAUAAGAUGCACAUCCACAAAAUUACAACCUAGUCCUGAAACGUACAUUUCUAUUUCAGAGGGUAGCACACAAUCACAAUCCACUGGGCACAAAAUACUUGAACUACAUAAUAAUAAUAAUAAUAAUAAUAAUAAUAAUAAUAAUAAUAAUAAUAAUAAUAAUAAUAAAGCAGCUCCCACUGGCAAAGCGGACUACAGCUGGAAAGAUUUGAGGUUGAGGUCCCCAACAUCUGGAAAGCUACACAUUCUCCAGUUGUCCUAUUCAGUGGUAGUUCUCAAACGUUGGCUCUCCAGGUGUUUGGAGCUUCCACUCUCAGAAUCCCACAUCAUUGACUAGUCUGGAUGAGACCUCUAGGAGCUGAAGUCCAAAGGACUUAGAGCAGUGGUCUUCAACCUGUGGAUUCCCAGAUGUUUGGGCCUUCAACUCCCAGAAAUUGGGAUUUCUGGGAGUUCAGAAAUCCCAGAUGGUAAACUGGCUGGGAUUUUCUGGGAGUUGUAGACCAAAAACACCCAGGGACCCACUAACUUAGAGGACCAACAUUUGAGAACCAUAGCUGUGGAGCUACAUUCAUGUUGACUGUGGUUCCAUUGUGAGCCUGCCUUUCCUCGGUGCUUGUGCUUUUUCGGCAGAGAUAAAUGUCACUCUUAUUUGUGGUAUGGAUUACCCUCCGGGCGCAUAAUCAUUGUGCAAGUUUAACCCGAGACCUUCCAGGUCAAAGGUUCUGAAGCAAACCCCUUGACCUUCUCUUGAUUUAGGAUUUAUUCCGGUAUUGUCAAGGGAGACGAGCAAAAGCCAUACAGACCGCAACAAAGCAAGCAGGUAGGAAGAUCUAACAAUAACAUUGAUUGAUAUCUUUUUCAAAAAUUCAUCAAAAACGAACCCUAUAUUGGAUGCUGAAGGUUAUGAGAGCGGUUUAUUAGGCAUUCCUUGUGACAACCAUUCCCAGGAGUAGACGGACCCUUUGUUAGUUCAAAUAAGACAGAUUAUAGCCUUUCAAUCAUCUUUGUGUGGCGAAAAAUAACAGACUGUAUACUCAGAGCAACAGAUACGUGUAAUUUUUAAAAUGCAGCGGGUUAAACCGCUAAGAUGAUUGGAAGGUUGGUGGUUCAAAUCCGGGGAGCGGGGUGAGCUCCCAUUGUUAGCCCCAGCUUCUGCCAACCUAGCUGUUCGAAAACAUGCAAAUGUGAGUAGAACUAUAGGAUCAAUGGAGUGCUCCAUGACCUUGGACAAUACCAGCUCCUCGACUCAGAAAUGGAGAUGACCACCACUCCCCAGAGUCGGACUUAACUAGACGUAAUAUCAAGGGGAAACCUUUACCUUAUUUUUUAAAAUUCUCAUUGUUUAGGCACUGAAUGAUCUCACCAUAGAAUAGAAUCGCUUCGAUAGCUUUGUCUCCACACUUGUUGAAUCGUUCUGUGUAGAAAAACAAGAGGUUUUUUUCCUGCACAAAAAAAAAAUUGUUUUUCUACAGGAAACAUGGUCUCCUCAACAGGAAAGGCAGGGUUGUACAGACAGAACUUGCUUUCACAAGUUACCACGUGUACUUCGACAUUGAUCAAAGGAUCGUUGACAGAGCUGGUCCAACAAUGAGGCAAAUUAAGCGGGCGCUUCGGGCGCAAAACAUACGAGGGCGCAGUCAAGACUGCUUUUUCUGUUGAUUUGUUGUAAAACAAAUUUAUAAAAUCUUAAUGUAAUUGGAUGUUUAAUAGGCUUUUCCUUAAUCCCCCCCUUAUUAUCCAACAUUUUCACUUAUCCAACACUUUUAUUUUUCAAUGACUGGUUGGGGGGGGGGGGGUGCCAAAAUUCUGUUCGCCUACACUUGAAAAUUACCUAGGGCCGGCUCUGAUCGUUGAAUGUCUCUGUUAAGAAUCCUUUUGGAUAGUUUUGGACCAUCUUGAACAUAUGCAAGAAAGGGUUGAACACUUCCGCAAGUGUUUUGUAUGCCUCACAACAUUCAGAAAUCAAAACAGAAGUUGUCAUUCCACACUAAUUUCCAAAUCGAAAAUGGUUGUUAGGAGAUGGAUUUGGGUGAGAUGGUUUGGAGAGAGGUCGAUCUUCAGAAAUGGAUUUGGAGACUGUUAAGGAUCUAGCCGUUGGGUGAGAUGGUUUUCAGAGGGAUCGAUCUUCAGAAAUGGUUUUGGAGUCUAGCCGUUGGACACGGUCAACUCCACCUCUAAGGAGUGUCCCAUUGAAAUGAAUGGACGUGCUCUCUGGAAGUUCCCAUUCCUUUCCAUUAUUUAUUGUGUCGGAAGCGACUUGAGAACAUACCGCAAGUCACUUCUGGUGUGAGAGAAUUGGCAGUCUGCAGAGACGUUGCCCAGGGGAUGCCCAGAUGUGUUGCCAUCCUGCUGGGAGGCUUCUCUCAUGUCCCUGCAAGCUAGAGCUGACAGGUGGGAGCUCACCCGACUUGAGAAAAUACUGCAAGUCGCUUCUAGUGUGAGAGAAUUGGCCAUCUGCAGAGAGGUUGCCCAGAGGAUGCCCAAAUGUGUUGCCAUCCUGCUGGGAGGCUUCUCUCAUGUCCCCGCAAGCUAGAGCUGACAGUCGGGAGCUCACCCAACUUGAGAAAAUACUGAAAGUUGCUUCUGGUGUGAGAGAAUUGGCUGCCUGCAGAGACGUUGCCCAGGGGACAUUUCCCGGAUGUGUUGCCAUCCUGCUGGGAGGCUUCUCUCAUGUCCCUGCAAGCUAGAGCUGACAGACGGGAGCUCACCCCAUCUCACGGAUUUGAACUGGCAACCUUCAGGUCGGCAACCCAACCUUCAGAUCAGCAAUCCAACCUUCAGGUCAGAAGUCCAGCCGGCACAAAUACUUUUGAUUGGGCUUGUAGGUCAACCCUCAAUGGAUUAUCUUGAUCUUCCUGAGUUCACGGCUAGCAGUGAUCAUUUGAGCGGUUUUCAGAAAGCCUCUACUCCCAUUAGAAUGGAAUUCCCACUUCUUCCAAUUAAAUACAAAUAAAAUAGGAAUGUUUUGUCUCCUUCCCUCCUUUUCUUUAGCUGUGUAUGGCUGUACGACUUGUAUAUUUAUAUAUUCUGUAUUUAUGUUACCAAAAUUGUAGUAUUUUGUAGCUGUCCCGGUUUGUUUAACUUGUAAAAUAAUUAAUAAUGUUAAUAAUAAUAAUAAUAAUUCUUAAUACGAUUUCCCCUUCCUGGGCAGUUCUUGCCUUUCAAACAUAGCUCUUCCUAACCCUUUGCCUUCUUCCUCCCAUUCCGCCUUCAAACUGUGUUGAAAACUUCCACCAAUCUCAAGGAUGUAGAUCACAUCUCCCCGCCCCCCCCCCCCCGACUUUUCUCCUUUAAUUUAAUGACUUGCCAUUUCUUAAAUUAUUUAUUAGUAUCGUCGUUGGGUUUUUUGUUCUUUGGUUGUCACCUUUUCACAGCAUUGGGUUUUAUUUUAUUUUAUUUUUGGAUAUAUUUUUUGUCCACUGCUUUUAACCAGCAGUUCAGAUGAUGUGAUUCUCAAAUAUUGUGUGUUGUUGGGGUUUUUUUUCCUUACGGAAGAGAGAGAGAAAGAACACUUCAGUAUAUUUGUAAAUAAAAGCUACCUGUAAAUGAAA